Carya illinoinensis is the source of this 606-nucleotide messenger RNA. Its product is annotated as calmodulin calcium-dependent NAD kinase-like. NCBI's taxonomy places the organism in Eukaryota, Viridiplantae, Streptophyta, Magnoliopsida, Fagales, Juglandaceae. The transcript is spliced from 4 exons. The coding region runs from base 1 to 606 and encodes 201 amino acids. The record is from RefSeq and is a predicted model, not a curated record.
AUGGGCCAUCACAAUGACAUGCUUCAAUCUGCUGAGCUGGUGCACCAAUCUUCCACCGAUGCUGCCUCAUCACUGCUGGUAACAGCACUUAACGAAGGACGGGAUGUGUUCAUGGAUGGCACUCUGUCAUGGGAGCCCUUCGUUGAGCAGACAAUUGCCAUGGCACGUAACGUUCACAAAUGUCGCUACCGCAUGGGAGUGGGCUACAACGUGGCCGAGGAUGGCACCAUUACUGAGAAUUACUGGGAGCAGGUAGAGGAAGAAGAUGAGGAGGAGGAGCAAGCAAAAGAAAAUAUAGGAGCCCCCAAGAGAAAACCUUACAGAAUAAAUCUGGUUGGAGUGGUUUGCGAUGCUUAUCUGGCUGUUGUCAGAGGCAUCAGGAGAGCUAUAAUAAAGGGAAGGGCGGUGAGGGUCAAUUCACAGUUGAAAUCUCACAAGAGGUUUGCGAGUGUGUUUCCAAGAUACUGCCAGCUUGUUGAUAAUGCCAGGCUCUAUUGCACCAAUGCUUUGGGUGGCCCAGCUACGUUCAAGCGUUCUGAUCUCGUUUUGUUCGAUAAACGUGAAGUUAUGCAAUUCGAACGGUUACAAAAAGGGGUACAUUUGUAA